AUGCGCGUUCCACGUGUGCUACGGCAGCUCAAACACCGAAAGCCACUGUUGGGUGAGCUGAUCGUAAAGCUGCUGUUCGUGUUAUGCUGCGGUCUCAUCACGGUGGUGCUGAUCAUCCACAAGUACGAGAACUUAGACAACUUCAAGCGUACGCUUUACUACCGGUACACGGAUGAUGAGGGUUUCUUUGCGCAACCUCGCAACGUGGCUGGGGAAAAGAUGGACUGGCACGAUUACGAGCUAAUGGAGGAGGACGCUGGUCGAGUUGGUCCUGGUGAACAGGGACAACCGUACAAGCUGACCAGCGCGAAGGAUAUCGCACUGAAUGGGAAGCUGUUCAAGGAGAACGGUUACUCCGCUGUGGUUAGUGAUAUGAUCGCGUUGAAUCGCUCCGUGCCGGAUAUUCGACACCCAAAUUGCCGCACUAAAGAGUAUCUCAGGGAGCUCCCAACGGUCAGCGUGAUCGUGAUCUUCUACAACGAACACUGGAGUGCGCUCCUUCGCACGGUGUAUAGCGUGCUGAAUCGAUCACCUGCUGCUCUGCUGAAGGAGAUCAUACUGGUGAAUGAUCACAGCACGAAACCCUUUCUUUGGCGUCCUCUAAGAGAGUUCGUUGAGUCGGAACUAGCACCCAAGGUUCGGUUGGUAGACCUUCCCGAGCGAUCGGGGUUGAUCUUGGCUCGAAUGGCUGGUGCUCGAGAGGCUAGAGGUGAUGUGUUGAUCGUGCUGGAUUCCCACACAGAAGUUAAUGCCAAUUGGCUGCCACCGUUACUGGAACCCAUCGCCGAGGAUUAUCGUACGUGUGUGUGCCCCUUUAUUGAUGUGAUCGCGCACGAUACGUUCCAGUACCGUGCGCAGGACGAGGGUAAACGUGGUGCCUUCGAUUGGAAGUUCUACUAUAAACGAUUGCCACUGUUGCCGGGCGAUUUGGAUGAUCCGACAAAACCCUUCAAUAGCCCGGUCAUGGCAGGUGGAUUGUUUGCGAUCAGCGCCAAGUUCUUCUGGGAACUCGGUGGUUACGAUGAAGGACUCGACAUCUGGGGUGGUGAACAGUACGAGUUGAGCUUCAAAAUCUGGCAGUGUGGUGGCCGGAUGGUGGAUGCGCCUUGUUCGCGUGUUGGGCACGUGUACCGGGGUUACGCACCUUUUGGUAACCCACGUGGCGUUAAUUUUGUGGUGCGUAACUUCAAACGUGUCGCGGAAGUUUGGAUGGAUGAGUACAGCCAGUUCUUGUACGAACGAAACCCACAAUUUGCCAAAACGGACCCAGGGGAUUUAACGAGCCAGCGUGAGCUGCGAGCUCGUUUGCAAUGUAAACCAUUCCGUUGGUUCCUGGAGGAAGUUGCACCGGAUUUAUUGGUGCGCUAUCCACCGCGUGAACCGCAACCAUUUGCGUCUGGUCGAUUGCAGAGUGUGGCUGAUCCGAAACUGUGUUUGGACUCGCUCAAUCAUCAGGCGAAAGAACCGAUUGGGUUGUACGCAUGUGCCUCGAACAAAACCCAUCCUCAGAGCAAUCAAUUCUUCACGCUCACGUACUACAGGGAUAUUCGCGUGCGCAGCAAUGACAAGUGCCUCGAUGCGGCUCGGAUGGACGACGAAAUCGUGCUGUUUAAUUGCCACGAGUCGCAGGGUAAUCAGAUGUGGCGGUACGAUUACGAAUCGAGACAGAUCAUCCACGGGAAGGAACACCUGGGGCAGUGUCUCGAGGCAGAUCUCGCCAGCCGGAAGGUGUUCGUUAGAAGCUGUGAUAGCGACAAGCGAACCCAGCAAUGGGACUGGGGGUACAUUCAUUUCGUGCACCUACAGAAUUGGGACGUGUACGGGGCAAAGUUUCUGAAAUGAAGGCAUCCAAACGAACGAUAACGCCCGUGUGCCUUUGCUGCUGAUAGCCCGUGUGCCAAAUGGGGUUGGCGAUUUGUGAUUUAUUUUAGCUUAUCGUUUCGCAACGAUCUCAACCGGUGUUGGUUUCAAGAGACUGCCUUAGUGUACCCGAGUGCGUGAGUGUGUGUGAUUAUGCGUGUGAUGUGCGUAAAGGUGAAUAUUUGCCGCGAGGAGAUAGCAAAUUGGUUUGUAAUUAGUCAAUCAACUAAAAUAAGUGUUAUUUUACAGCAAAUUAAAGCUUAUCAACUUUUAAAACCAGGAUAGGACGA
Anopheles nili is the source of this 2150-nucleotide messenger RNA. Its product is annotated as N-acetylgalactosaminyltransferase 6-like. The transcript is spliced from 5 exons. The record is from RefSeq and is a predicted model, not a curated record. Lineage: Eukaryota; Metazoa; Arthropoda; Insecta; Diptera; Culicidae. The coding region runs from base 1 to 1842 and encodes 613 amino acids. Gene Ontology annotation, cellular component: Golgi apparatus.